Molecule: messenger RNA, 4460 nt
Organism: Xyrichtys novacula (pearly razorfish)
Lineage: Eukaryota; Metazoa; Chordata; Actinopteri; Labriformes; Labridae
Source: the annotation of a GenBank genome assembly
UAAAUUUGUUUUAUACAUCAUUUGUAUGAGCUACAACAUGAGGUCGAAAACCUAACAUAAAAGUCCACCAUUUUAGCUUAGAGGACUAGUAAAAUCAAAAUAGUAGUUCUGGGGUAAGUUGAGCCAGUGCCUCAACUGAGAGAGUAAAGGAGUCUGAUGAGGGGUAAGUUGACCAUAGGAGACCACUUUUUUGGCAUGCUAUAUUAUCAAGACAGUUAUGUUUACACUCAUUCAGUUGGUUUGCAGGGAUGUACAACAUACACUAGUUGGAGACAAAACUAUGAUUGCCUUGAUGUAGUGAUACGAGAUAUAAAAAACGACUCAUCUUACCCCACUCUCCCCUACACAAAUACAAAUGGACUGGGGAAAAGAACACGAAUUUAUCCAUUUAAAAUGAAAUUUGGACACCAUACUGGGACGUUGAUAGGACUCAAGAAUCAAAAGGCAAAACAAAAAAUGGUGCAAAUAUGUGAAGCCUUAUGGGUUGUAUUUAUGAACUGAACUAAAUUAAGAUACCCCGGGAUAUUUAUUAGUUUGUAAGUGUACAUUUGUGAAUAUGGUGAGCUAUAUCGUGUGCUGUGUUGCUUUGUGUGUUGUUGUAUUGUGUUAUAUGUGUAAUAAAAAUAGAAAUUAAAAAGAAAAUCCUGUUCACGUCAACGGUCGAACGUCAUCUCCGCUAGCUAGGCUACAACCCGGAAGUGACCGUCUGCGACCUGUUUUGCGCUUUAAAAAGAUGUUCAAUCCACUUUAGUGUUUAAAAAACGGACUUCAUGUAGCUUUAUCGACACCAUGCCGCGGCACUGCGCUGUCAAAUUCUGCAGAAACAGAGGGGGAGCUGCCUCGAAACAAGACAACAAGAGAAUUAGCUUCUACCCGUAUGUUUCCCCUAUGAUGUGUGUUUGUAGUUUAGCUGCUAACGUUGUAGUUCUGUCACGUUAAAUGAAAAACUCUUAACUAUAAAGGCAUUAGAGGUCAGCUUUAUCUCACAUAUAUUCUCACUGUCAUAGUUUUUAGAUGUUAUGUCACGUAGAGGAACUGAAAGACUAAGUUAAUGUUAAUAACUGUAGAGAUAUAAGUGACACUAAUACUAAUCUACAGUCCUAAACGCGCCCUCCGCUGUAAACUUCACUUCAUCUUUCCCCUCUAAAGGUUUCCUUUGCAGGACAAGCCCAGGCUACAUAAAUGGGUGGACAACAUGAGGAGGGAAGACUGGACCCCGAGUCGACACCAGUAUCUCUGCAAUGAGCAUUUUACUGGGGACUGCUUCGAUAUUCGAUGGGGUAUCCGAUACCUGAAGAGCACAGCCAUCCCCACCAGAUUUUCCUUCACCGAGGAUGUACGUAUCCAUCCUGUUUCAUCUCUUUACACCACUGAAGACCAAAAAUUAAAGGGAUAUUCCGUCAGAAAAUUAAUUUAGGGUCAAACACACGUAACACUGAGUUAGACACCCCGUCGAGAGAUAAAUGUUGCUUCUCUAGUGAUACCAACUUUAGUAAGAACCGCAUGAUAGCAAUACACAGCUGUCUGAGGAGCCGUAAACAAACCUCAACCAAAACGCCACUCUAUAGCCACAAAUAAUGCUCAGAGCAGCAUUAUUUGUGGUACAUGUACAUGUAGAGUCCCAGCCACAGCACUAGCCACUAAACAUCUUUUUUGCUUUGCCUAAUUUCUUAAGCAAAGAGACGAAACACAACUCACCUACUCUCUUCCAGCAGCCACUUGUUUGUAGCGAAACCUCAGGCCAGUCCAGUAUGGACUGCAGCGGGGUGACGCAGCUCAAGGAAGAACAUCUAUGAUCAUUUCUUCAUGGAAAUGCAAUCAGACUGAGACGCUAAGGCAGAAGAACUACCGCGUCUGCAGUGCAAAAUGAUUAAUAUGGUAAAUAUUACUUAAAAUAAAUAAUAAAGUAAUGAUCACAAAUGUUCUUCCUUGUGCCGGGGCCCUACCACUGGAGUCUGUAAUGAACUGGCCCAAUGUCUCAGCUGCUGGAAAAGAGUAGGUGAGUUGUAUUUAGUCUCUUUGCUAGAGAAAUUAGGCAAAGUUAAAAAUAUGUUUGGUGGCUAGUGCUAUGGCUGGGAGCCUAUAUGUACUGUUGAUGAUGUUCGGUGCUGUUAUGGGCAUUAUUUGCGGCUAUAGAGUGGCGUUUUGGUUGACCGUGUGUGUGGGGCUCCUCAGACCCGUGUAUUGCUGUCGUGCGGUCGUUACUAAAGUUGGUAUUACUGGAGAUGCAAGCGGUCGGCAACAGUCAUCUCUCUAGGGGUGUCUAACUCGGUGUUGCAGUGUGUUUGACCCUAACUUAAUUUUACGCCGGAAUAUCCCUUAAAGUUAAAGUGAAAUCCUUUUAUUGCUCAUAGUUGUCCAUUGCCGACAUUGCAUGAGCUCAUUCAGUUCAUACUGUUUUUUUUUUUUUUUACUAGGAAGAAGAGAAAAGAUGCAACAACGUUAAAAGAACCCUCACAGAACAAUCCAGGACUUUGGAUAUCAAGCCCACAGGAUUUGAGUCUCCUCACAGCAAGAGGCCUCUUAUUUUGAGCAGGACUAACAAAAAAGUCAAUUUAGGUACAACAAAAAGUAUUCACGUCAGGCAAACAGAAUCAAUUAAUUCACCCACUCUGGUAUCAGGAGCUGGCACAUCUCAUGACCUGAGUCUGCCUGAGGUACAGGCCACUACGUGUGAGGUUCCCGCUGAAAGUGGAAGAUCCACAGUGUCUUGCCUCGCACUGUCCACAUACAGUGAAAUCAUUCCUGAAACACAGACUGACUCAAGUGUGACUGUGUUGUGCUGUGAGACUUUGGGCCCUCUUCCAGACGGAGAAAACGUAGAUCCAUCUGCUCCUCAAGCAGGUUUUGGUCAAACUUUGAACUUUGUUCCUGUAGAAGUCCUCGAAGAUGAAUCAAUAGGCUGCUUUGCUGAAGAGAGUGGACCCAGUGAAGAGGAGCACGUCUCUGUUUAUGAGCAUACAUACUGCAGACAGGAUACAGACAAAGACCAACUUUGGAGUAAAAUCUUGAGUUUGCAUGCAAGGAUCGUGGAGUUGGAUCGCAGGGAAGAGAGCACUGUAGCCAAAAUCCGAGCCCUGGAGACAGAGAUAGCCCUUUUGAAGAAAGAUGGGGCUGCUUUUAAAGAGAAGCAGAAAGUUUUAGAAGAUUACAUAUCAUCUGUGAUGCUCUGACCCUGAAAAUAACUACAAUUUUGUCUUAAAAUAACACAUGUAAUGUCCGUGCUAUGUAACAAAGGAGUCAGUUUGCCUUUAUUUUGCACAGAAGCUUAAACUUGUGUGUUCUACAGCUAUCGAUUGCUCUAACGUGACUGUUUUAUAUUAAGAACAUUGUUUUAGUGUUUGUCCACAUGGUGGUGCUGUAUGACCUCCUUUUAAAGGAAGUACUCGGAGGCUAAACUGGUGUUCAUGUGAAGUUGCACUAUGCAUCCUGAUACAUCUUCCUGACUUCAAGAACUAAUACUUAAGUUAUUCUCAUAUAGAAUAAAUACCAUGCUGUGUGUUGGAUGAUUAACGUUGUUUCAGUUUUAAUUUAAUACAGUUCAAGCUCAUCAUUUCAUGUGAAGUUGAAUUCAAGUACUCAAAGAUGUAAGUGAUUAUCACACUGAGACUAUAAACAAAAGCUUUGUUGCCUAUCACUUAAACCAGUGGUUCUCAAGUCCAGUCCUCUAGGCCCACUGUCCUGCAUGUUUUGGAUGUUUCCCUGCUCCAACACACCUGAUUCAAAUGAUCAGCUCGUUAUCAAGCUCUGUGAUGGCUUAAUAACGAGCUGAUCAUUUGAAUCAGGUGUGUUGGAGCAGGGAAACAUCCAAAACAUGCAGGACAAUGGGCCUCGAGGACUGGACUUGAGAACCACUGACUUAAACUGUACUUUUACUUUUUCGGUGUAACCACAGGUUUUUGUACCAGAAAACACCCUGUUCGGAACGUGCUGUUCUUCAAAUAGAUACUAAAAGUCAUGAAUUACAUCUAAAACAGUUAUAAAACCUUGAAAUACAAAUUGCAUAGUUGUUUACAUCUGGUGUCUUGUAUUAGAGCUGCUGUGGGGAGUUUUUAGCUGGUUAUAAUUCAAAGUGAUAGUAAUGAUACGAAAAUUCAAGUGAGCUAGCAUUGAAACAGAGCUGCCUCUGCACAGUGGGGCUUCCAGCAAAUGUUAAUUACACGAUAUAUCAAAAAGAUUAAAACUGAUACACUGAUAAUCUGAGGAAAUUUAACCAAAUUAAAGCUGACAAUAAAUAGGAGAGGUUCAAAAAACUCAAAAUAUUUACAAAAGAGAUAAUAAGAACGCUUGCUAACAACGUAUCUGUGUGUAUGUGUGUCACACUGAACAGGAGCAGUACGAACAGGGUAUGCACUGACUGAUACUUGCUCAUUAUAUCUGAAAAUAAAUGUGUAUUUAAUGUGAGGGUGGCUCAGUCCUUAAUGUCAGGUACAGUGGUGUGCUCAGUGGGGGGCAAAGGG